Messenger RNA from Aspergillus uvarum CBS 121591, 1050 nucleotides. RefSeq lists its product as uncharacterized. Lineage: Eukaryota; Fungi; Ascomycota; Eurotiomycetes; Eurotiales; Aspergillaceae. Bases 294 to 1004 code for a protein of 236 amino acids. The transcript is spliced from 2 exons. The record is from RefSeq and is a predicted model, not a curated record.
CGCCCAACCCCUGAACUGAGGGUUCUGCAAUUUCGAGAGACUUCGAUAAUGGUUGCGCUGAGUGGGGCCCGACCCUGCCUGAUACGAGGAGUUUCACUUGCAAGCUCAGCAGCAGCAUUAUUGGGCAUGGGCCAAGGCACCAGGGACCAUUAGGUCGAUGAUUGCCUGUUCCUGGCUCCUGCAGUUGGCUCUCUCCACGGAUCGCUGGGGCUUUUAUAUUCGUUGUAAAUCACCCGUUCUUGAGAGUCGUCGCAUCAACUGCACAGCUCAGCUCGAUUGCCAGCAACACCACCAUGAAGUCGGUCAUCUACUCGCUGGCGGCUGUGCUGCCCUUGGUCCUUCCGACCCAAGCCGAUAACCUCUGGGAGCAGGUCAGCUGCUUCACCUCCGUUGGGAAUAUGGAGAACAUGGGGACCUUUGAGUUCCAAUCCGUCGACCACUGCAUCGCUCAAUGCGAUGAGGUGAACGGGGUUUUUGCCGCGGUGCAAGAGGAGUCGUGUUACUGCGGCACUGCUGCUCUCGACAUCCAGGACAUGGCCUUGGCCGACGACGACAGUGCUUGCAAUGCCUCGUGCCCCGGUUAUGCUGUUGAUACUUGUGGUGGGGAUGGCGUCUAUUCUCUCUGGGUUUCCCAAGAAUACGUCUUGAGCUUAGGUGACGACGACGACGAUGACGAUAAUGACAAUGACAAUGACAACAACGAAGACAACGAAGGCUAUGACUAUGAGGAUGGGGACGGUGGCUCCGAUGGCGAUGAGAACGAGGACGGGGAGGACUCCGACAGUGAUUAUUACAGUGGCUGGCACAACACAUCCACUGCCGUCGCUACCAUUACUCCUUCCUCAACAUCUGCGACAAAUCCUGUAUCGACGUCGGCCAGUGUCAGCAGUCUCGCUUCAUCAAUGACUGCUUCGACCACCCAAACCGCCACGGGCAGUGCUGCCAUCACCACUACUACUUCUACUUCGGGGGCCAGUCGGCGCUUCAGGAUUCUCUUCUUUUAAAGGUGCAGAAGGAUGACUAAAUUAGUUUCAAUAGUAUCAGUAGUCU